GAGGGAGGCAGGCCAACAAGACGUUAGCCUUCCAACCUAUGCUUCUUCCUAACCUCCUCCAUUAUGUACCUUAAAAGAAGAAAACCCCAACCAUAGAUGACUUUAGCUUCACUCCUACUCCAAAUCCAUAAUAGAGAAAAUAAAACUGAUCUCCCACUAAAACCUCCGUUCCCUCAAUAUUGCUCAUUCAUUUCGAUCGAUCUUUGCGUGCUUGCACCACUACCCAUACCCUCUUUCAUCUCUUAAUUUCUUCUAGCAUCCUUUCUAUCCAACCACGCAGCAGUAAACUUCCUUCUCCUUCCUCCGAUCUAUCCAUCCCUUGAAGCUAGCUAGCGUACCUUGACACAGAUUUUCUAUCUCCUCCUCCUAUGGGCACAAUGACGACGACACAUCGAGGAAGGCCCCCUCUCUCCAUCAUUACCGUUGUUGUCUGUGCUUUUGCUUUCAUUGCUCUCUUGUACACAGAAAGAAUCACAUCUCUCUCUUCCAGUACCUCCGCCAUCUUCAAGCUCAAACCUUGUUCUAGACGAGGCGCCCCCGCUGCCAAACGCAAGUCUACAAAAGAAAAUAGCAAUUUCAUGGGGAGCAUAGAAGUGGAUGAUAGGUUUGAGUUUGAUCCAAAUGAGUGCAGUGUGGUGCAUGGAAAAUGGGUGUUUAACACCUCAAUCAAACCCCUGUAUUCAGACAGGACCUGCCCAUACCUUGAUAGGCAAUUUACUUGCGUUAAGAAUGGACGACUAGAUUCUGACUAUCGUCACUGGGAAUGGCAGCCAGAUGACUGUAUGUUGCCAAGGUUUAAUCCUAGAAUUGCGCUUCAGAAGCUUCAAGGAAAAAAGCUAAUGUUUGUGGGCGAUUCCUUACAAAGGAGUCAAUGGCAGUCAUUUGUGUGUAUGGUUGAAUCCAUUAUACCAGAAAACCGAAAGUCCAUGCGAAGGGGCGGCUCUCAUUCAGUUUUCAAGGCCAAGGAGUACAAUGCUACAAUUGAGUUCUACUGGGCUCCAUUUCUUGUGGAGUCCAAUUCGGACCUCAAAAUCAUAGGAGACCCAAAGAAGAGAAUAAUCAAAGUGGACUCUGUUUCCAAACACGCGAAGAACUGGAUUGGAAAAGAUAUCCUCGUGUUCAACACCUACGUUUGGUGGAUGAGCAGUACGAAGAUCAAAACACUAUGGGGUUCGUUCCUAAACGGGGAAGAAGGAUUUGAAGAGCUGGACACCCAUGUCGCUUACAGGAUUGCCUUAAAAACAUGGGCCAACUGGGUCGACUCAACUGUCGAUCCCAACAAGACUCGCGUCUUCUUCACCACUAUGUCCCCUACACACACCAGAAGUGAAGACUGGAAUAGGAAGGACGGGUUAAAAUGCUACAACGAAACAAAGCCAGUGACGAAGAGGAAGCACUGGGGGACUGGGUCAGACAAGAAGAUGAUGGGCGUGGUGGCCAGCAUAGUGCAGAAAAUGAAAGUCCCAGCUACUGUCAUCAACAUAACGCAGAUGUCUGAGUACAGAAUCGACGGCCACGCCUCCAUUUACACUGAAACGCAAGGCAAAUUACUAACCGAUGAGCAGAAAGCUGACCCUCUGCACCAUGCAGAUUGCAUUCAUUGGUGCCUCCCCGGUGUCCCCGAUUCCUGGAAUCAGCUGUUUUUUGCGCAUUUAUAGUACAAAGUUAGUCAAUGAGAAUCAAUUGCUUGUGAUUAUCUUGUGGUUGACUGUUGGAUGCGAGAUGAAAUCAAUUAUAAAUAGCUUUUUGGUUCGAUCGCUCCAAGUGAUCAGUUGAAUUUUGCCA
Malania oleifera is the source of this 1785-nucleotide messenger RNA. Its product is annotated as protein trichome birefringence-like 3. Gene Ontology annotation, molecular function: O-acetyltransferase activity. The record is from RefSeq and is a predicted model, not a curated record. Lineage: Eukaryota; Viridiplantae; Streptophyta; Magnoliopsida; Santalales; Ximeniaceae. Bases 369 to 1658 code for a protein of 429 amino acids. The transcript has 6 exons. Gene Ontology annotation, cellular component: Golgi apparatus.